Athene cunicularia (burrowing owl) is the source of this 5180-nucleotide messenger RNA. It is a transcript of the gene EYA4, whose product is annotated as EYA transcriptional coactivator and phosphatase 4. Gene Ontology annotation, molecular function: protein tyrosine phosphatase activity. Bases 381 to 2315 code for a protein of 644 amino acids. Gene Ontology annotation, biological process: positive regulation of DNA repair; cell differentiation; multicellular organism development. NCBI's taxonomy places the organism in Eukaryota, Metazoa, Chordata, Aves, Strigiformes, Strigidae. The transcript has 20 exons. Gene Ontology annotation, cellular component: nucleus. The record is from RefSeq and is a predicted model, not a curated record.
GAGCGGCCCCGCGGCGCUUGCCACCGAGCAGCGAGAGCGGGAGCCCACGGCAGCGCCGCUGCCAAUCAGUAAUUGGCAUCUAAAGUUUCAUUUACGUUUAUGAAACCGCCGCUGAGCGCCAAGUCGGUACGGCGCUGCCUUCCCGUUAUCCCGCGGGCAGGAUUUAAAGCGGAGCACACGGAGGUGUGCGUUUAUCUCGCGAGCGGCGAUGUGAAAUAGCUGGUAUUUACACAAAUCCUGGGAGGCACGCCGUACCAGACAAGGGAGCGCCUUGGCCGAUCCGAGUUUAAGCAUGAAGUCAUGCUAGAACAACUACUGAGCUGUAAAUUGAAAGGAAGAGAAUUUCUACUUGUGGGGGAAAAGAAGGGUGAAUAACCUCCAUGGAAGACUCUCAGGAUCUCAGUGAACAGUCAGUAAAGAAACCGUGUACGGAGUCAGAUGGUUCAGAGCCACAGAAUCCCAGGUCUAUGGAAAUGCAAGAUCUAGCCAGUCCUCAUAAUCUUGUUGGAAGUAGUGAUGCACCGGGUAGUUCCAAACUGGAUAAACCUAAUCUCAGUAGCACAUCAGUUACAACGAAUGGAACAGGAGGAGACAACAUGACUGUGUUAAAUACUGCAGACUGGUUGCUGAGUUGCAGCACUCCUUCUUCUGCAACAAUGUCUCUUCUUGCAGUCAAAACAGAACCCAUGAACAGCAGUGAAACAACAGCAACAACUGGAGAUGGAGCGCUUGACACUUUUACUGGGUCAGUAAUAACAAGUAGUGGCUACAGCCCAAGAUCAGCGCAUCAGUACUCUCCACAGAUAUAUCCCUCCAAGCCCUAUCCACACAUUCUUUCUACACCAGCAGCUCAAACAAUGUCUGCCUAUGCCGGACAAACCCAGUAUUCAGGAAUGCAGCAACCAGCGGUCUAUACAGCCUACUCACAGACAGGACAGCCCUACAGCUUGCCCACUUACGAUUUGGGUGUAAUGUUGCCAGGCAUCAAGACAGAAAGUGGGCUCUCGCAGACCCAAUCACCACUGCAGAGCGGGUGCCUCAGUUACAGCCCAGGGUUUUCCACCCCACAGCCAGGCCAAACACCCUACUCUUAUCAGAUGCCAGGUUCUAGUUUUACACCAUCAUCUACUAUUUAUGCAAACAAUUCUGUUUCAAAUUCUACAAACUUCAGUAGUUCACAACAGGAUUAUCCAUCAUACACAGCUUUUGGCCAAAAUCAGUAUGCACAGUAUUACUCAGCAUCAACAUAUGGUGCAUAUAUGACCUCAAACAACACGGCUGAUGGCACUUCAUCAUCAUCAACCUACCAGUUACAGGACUCUCUCCCUGGCCUGACUAGUCAACCAGGUACAGAUCUACAUUCAGGGGAGUUUGACACAGUGCAGAGCCCCUCCACGCCAAUCAAAGAUCUUGAUGAGAGAACAUGUAGGAGUUCUGGGUCAAAGUCUCGGGGUAGAGGGCGGAAGAAUAAUCCAUCACCCCCUCCGGACAGUGACUUGGAGCGUGUAUUUGUUUGGGAUUUGGAUGAAACAAUCAUAGUUUUUCAUUCACUGCUUACAGGAUCCUACGCACAGAAGUAUGGCAAGGAUCCACCAAUGGCAGUGACCCUUGGACUGCGAAUGGAAGAAAUGAUUUUUAAUCUUGCUGACACACAUUUAUUUUUUAAUGAUUUAGAGGAGUGUGAUCAAGUUCAUAUAGAUGAUGUUUCUUCUGAUGAUAAUGGACAAGACCUAAGUACCUACAGUUUUGCAACUGAUGGCUUCCAUGCAGCUGCAAGUAGUGCAAACCUUUGUCUGCCAACAGGUGUAAGAGGAGGGGUUGACUGGAUGAGGAAGCUGGCUUUCCGUUACAGAAGAGUAAAAGAGUUGUAUAAUACUUACAAGAACAACAUAGGAGGACUCCUGGGUCCUGCUAAAAGAGAUGCAUGGUUGCAAUUAAGAGCAGAGAUUGAAGCUCUGACAGACUCCUGGCUAACAAAUGCACUUAAAUCAUUAUCAAUUAUCAGCACAAGGAGUAACUGUGUAAAUGUAUUGGUAACAACAACCCAGCUUAUCCCAGCACUUGCAAAAGUCCUGCUAUACAGCUUAGGAGGAGCUUUUCCUAUUGAAAAUAUUUACAGUGCAACCAAAAUAGGCAAAGAGAGCUGUUUUGAGCGUAUAGUGUCCAGAUUUGGCACUAACAUAACUUAUGUUGUGAUUGGAGAUGGCCGAGAUGAGGAACAUGCAGCUAAUCAGCACAACAUGCCUUUCUGGAGGAUAUCCAGUCAUUCGGACCUCUUGGCUCUCCAUCAAGCACUGGAACUAGAGUAUUUGUAACUAUGUUCUAAAGUUGGCGAUCUUUUUUUUUAUAUAUGUAUUUCAAGUACACUGAAUUUUUAUGUGUGAUUCAAUGCCUCUGGCUUUACACAUAUGAAUUGUCUUAAGAAGGGAAGAAAUAUUUGGAAUUAAAAAUUCCAAAUUGAAGAAUUCAGAUUGCUGAAUGGAGUUAAAACAUUAGUGCUACGUAAGGAAGCUCUAUGGUCUUACAUAUGCAACAUUUUUAAAUGAAUUAAAACUGUGGAGGUUGCUGGUACACACCAAGUGAGCCCUGACUGGCGUGAACAAAGGACUCAAACUGGCAAAGCACCAACACACGUUUUCCAGCCGACAAGGUGGUGUUCAACAACAUUCCUCAAAAUGGGAUAUAUUCUCAGCACUGAGGUUUGAACCAGACUUUAGCCUACCUAACCCAGAAAAUCUGAAUUGGAAUGCACUCAGACUGUAUAAUGACAAUCCUGUCUAGACCUGUAAUUUGUGUAAAUUAUUGAUGAAAAUAAUUUACUGUGACUUUAUUAGCAGCUGAUUUUGGAAGUGGAUGCAAUUUUUCUUUCUUUUGGGGGGGCAGGGGAGGGAGAGGGUUAUAAUAUUGUCUCUUUUAUAAGUUUGGCAAACAGAAUGUGCAUAAUGAUGUGUUGUGCCUUAAAGAGAAGACUGUGUUCGUGUGUUAUAAUGUAAUUUUGGUUAAAAACUAUGUAGAUAAACAAAAAAACCUUUGUGAUAAUUUUUGACAUGACCAAAUUUGCAAUUCAGAGAAAUCAAAGAUCAGGGCUGCACCAAAGCAUUUAAGUAUUUGUUGCAGUAAGAAAAAAUAAUAAAGGAAAGUUUGUGUUUUUAUUUGGAUUCUGAAUAAUUCCACUGAUUGUUUAAGGAAAGUUAAGAGUAUGUUGGGAGGUUGAUACUGGGGACCGCUACCUUGAAAGAUAAAAAAAAGUGUCUAACACCUUCAGCAUAAUUUCUUGAUUCUCCAACAAGAGAACUAAUGACCCAUAUUCAUGAAUUACUUACUCCACAGAAAGCCAUACAGUGAGUGCAUCUGCUGUAUAUAUAAAAGAACAAAUUCCCACCCAUCAGACAAGGUGUGCAAAUGGCAUUACUGGAAGGUGAAAAAUGUGGAGUUAAGCCCAGAUGGGGAAUAAGACAUGAGCUCUUUAAGAUGCCCACAUGGGGAAUAAAACACGAACUUGAAAUGAAUGAAAAAUUACUAAAGAAUCUUUCACCAAUCAGAUGCACAAAUGAUGCUACUUUUAGCAAGUUCAGGAUCAACACAAGCUGCUGAAAUUGCUGGCAUAACAUUGGCCAUUUCAGGGUCACAGUUCACUCUGGUAAAUGUAACAGCAUUUUGGUAGCUUUUCCAUUCUGCUCCACAUUUAUGUGUCUUCUGUUUUGGGUCAGCAUGAUUUUCCUCAUCCAUUUUUGAUUGUAGAACAGUAUUACAAAGGAGCAACCCUAAAUGUUUUCAAUCAGCAAUUUCAAUAGCAUGUCAGGCAUCUGAGGAGAGGAUAAGGAGGAGAUUUUUAUGAAGAAAUAUUGAGAAAUGUAUUACCUUAAUUUUGAUCCUUUCUAUUCAGAAUUAUGGUCCAUACAGUGAUAAUUACCUUGCAAGUCUUGAACAUACUACUUUUCAGCUUUGGAAAAUAAGCGAGGUCCUUAUUGCAGAUGGGGUCCCUUGUGCUCCACGUGCAGCUUGAGCACUCUGAAACAACAGCAAGUGUGGUUCAUUUCUCAUGGCAGAAGAUGGAAACUGCUUUUUGAUUUUUAACACUGUAUGUGGAAACACCUGAGGUUGCCAGUGCUCUGACUGCAUGAAGAGGUGUGUGCAAGAGAAGAUGUUAAAUGUAAACUCCAGGAUGCCUACACAAACACAGUAGUUGGCACUGAGGUGAAGAUUAUCCCUCUCUGUGCUGUGAAGCCACCACGUGUCUAGUUACCAGGUAGUCACUUUGUUGAUUUAAACUUUGUAGGUUAAGUGAAAGUUAGCUGGUAGGUGAAAGCCUGGAGCCACUAAAAGUCCAAGGCAAAAGUCCUCUAUAUAUUAAUAAAAAUGGGACUUUGCUGUGUUAGAAUAGGAUAUACAAGCCACCACACAACAAACGAAAUAUAAUUUAUUAUCACAGGGAAAUUUAAAGCCAUCACACAAGACUUGUCACAUAUGAAAUCAUUAUACACCAGCUAUAUGGAUGAUAGAUUUGUGUGUCCAUAAAGGAAAAAUUAUGCAUACUUUCUUUAUAUUUACAGUACCUGUCUAGUCAAAUUUGGCUUGGAAGUACAUUUUUCAUAAUAAGCUGUAGUACCAGUUUUUGUAGUUUUUCAGGUGGGAAAAAGGUGUUUCAACCAGAAUAGGAAAAAAGUUCAAACAAGGCCCUUCUCAAGUUCCAGCAUCAUGACAUUGCAUGAGAAUCUCAACAUAAAAGCCUUUUUAAAACCAAAAAUUGGUAUGGUGAACUAGCUUAUUUUUUUUUUUUUUUUUUUUUUUUUUUUUUUUUUUUUUUUUUUGACGACGAUUCAUAGUGUUAUUUAAAUGCAUGAAGCAAUAUUAUUUCUCAAGUUAUUUGUUCAGCUUUUCAGUGUUCUUUUCCUAAUCAGAUGUAAGAACAAACAGCAACAACCACUGGUUCUUAUAAAAGGUUUGCAGAGCCUUCAUUGGAGUUGUGCUUAGCUCUCUGUGGCAGGUAUGGCUCAAUUAUUAGUACUGGACUUCUAGAGAGGAGAUGGAGGUGAAAGGAGGGAAGUUUUACAGAGCAUGGCAAAGUUCUGAUUUUAACUUGGAUUGUUUGCUACCAUAGCAGAAGUUAAUUAUAAAAAUAAAUAAUCCACAAAAGUGUACAUCCAAAGAAAAUUCAAGGAUUUAGCUCAAAAGACUUU